Molecule: messenger RNA, 330 nt
Organism: Dicrocoelium dendriticum
Lineage: Eukaryota; Metazoa; Platyhelminthes; Trematoda; Plagiorchiida; Dicrocoeliidae
Source: the annotation of a GenBank genome assembly
AUGACUCUAAAUCAGUCAAAUCUGCAACAAGUGAUUGCAAAAUAUAGCGUCUAUCCCAAAACUGGUGAGUUUCUUAUCAUGCAACCCUUAGACUAUGAAAAGGAUCUGGAACGCCAAGUUGUUCUCAUCGUCAAAAUGACAGACCAAGGUAUACAAAAAUUAACAGCGAGUUGCAGUUUAACUCUGUCCCUUAUAGACGUCGAUGACUACAUUCCGGAAAUAGAACUUUUAGACAUGGACUCUGGUGCGGCUCAAGCAAGCUUCAAUGUACGAGGAGCUGCUGAAGAGAACGAAUCGACAUUAAGGCUUCUCACGAUGGUAUCUGUCUAG